AUGUUCUUCUUCGAGCACUCGGACCCGGGUACUGCCUAUUCCUAUGAAGACUGGACAACAGGGCGGACUGGAAAGGCCAUAAUAGGUCCUGCAGAUCAGGAAUACUGGGGCCGGACGUUUGAAACGGGGCAGUUCCUUCUGUCUCAUCCUUGGCUGAAACUCCACCGCUGGGCCUUUGAGCCAAAAGGCAAAAAGGACGAUGACCAUCAAUUCUACACAGUUACCCUACAGGACGAGUUUCGAGACAAAGGCCUCCAAGUUGUAGCCAAGCUCCACAGUAUUGAGCCAGAGCCUGAUAUCCCAUCCUUUUCUGGCGAUGACUGGCAUACUGAAGGAAAUGCAAACGAGCAUAUAGUUGUCAAUGCUAUUUACGCGUUUGACUGUGACAAUAUUACAGAGCCGCGGAUUUCAUUCCGACAGUGGCUCUGGCACGACAGUCAACAAUAUGUUUAUGACAAGAUCGGCGCAGGUGACGAUUCCGAUGACAAUGAAAGUGAUUUCGACCGUGCGGAAGAUAAUGAUGACGAGGACUCCUGGAUAUAUGAGCCAGACCCUGAAGAGAAGUAUGCGUGCUGGGAUGUGAAGUAUAUCGGAUGGCUGUUUUGA
Molecule: messenger RNA, 606 nt
Organism: Aspergillus udagawae
Lineage: Eukaryota; Fungi; Ascomycota; Eurotiomycetes; Eurotiales; Aspergillaceae
Exons: 1
Coding region: 1-606 (201 amino acids)
Source: RefSeq, a predicted model, not a curated record